ACUCGAAAGAUUACAAAAACUAAAAAAAAUAAAAAUCAUGCAUUUUGCAAUUGUUUUGGCAGUUAUUCUGCCUCUAUCGUUCAUCCUUUGGGUGAUCAGUGUAUGUGUUCACAGUCUAAGUAGUAGAGGAAGUAUGGAUGUGUGGUCACCUAUAUCCCCUUGGCGCUGGUUAUUUGCAAUCCUACUGCCAAUCCUGAUUACAAGAAGUGCAUUUCAGAAGCGAAGUUUGAAUCGGUCUGGUGCAAUUAUAGGUUUGUUUGUGGGAUUUGUUAUGACACUUACCAACUACUGCUUUUUUGCUGCAUUAUUGGCAUUUUUUCUCUCCGGUUCCAAAGCUACAAAAUUCAGGCAAGACAAGAAGAAAAAAUUGGAAGCAGAUUUUAAAGAAGGUGGUCAGCGUAACUGGGUGCAAGUUUUAUGCAAUGGUGGGAUAGCAACAGAGAUUGCAAUUAUACACCUAAUAGAGCAUGGUACUGGAGAAUUUCCCAUAAACUUCUCAAGGCUCUAUCUCUCCUCUUGGCAAGCGAUGGCUGUCCUUGGCGCUCUAGCGUGUAGCUGUGGAGAUACCUGGGCCUCUGAAAUAGGCAAUGUCGUAGACUUUGGCCAACCUCGUCUCAUAACCUCAUUCUCUACUGUUCCUAAAGGUACUAAUGGUGGUGUGACACUAGUUGGCACACUAGCCAGUGCAUUAGGUGGAGCGACAGUGGGAUUAGCCUACUACAUGGCCCUAGUAUUGAUGCUCAGUGAAAGCCAGCUAUACAACUGUCCACCCCAGUGGCCAAUAGUGCUAGUGGGAGCAGCAGCUGGUCUAAUUGGGUCUGCCAUCGACUCAAUAUUAGGUGCUAUGUUCCAGUAUUCAGGGUACUGUAAAACCAAGCAGUGUAUUGUAGAAUAUCCAGGAGAUGAUGUAGAAUAUAUCAGUGGAUCUCCAAUAUUUGACAAUCAUAGCAUAAACCUAUUGUCAGGGCUUAUAACAGCCAAGGCCAAGGCCAACCAUGACACAUUCAAUCUCAGGUGA
Molecule: messenger RNA, 1018 nt
Organism: Owenia fusiformis
Lineage: Eukaryota; Metazoa; Annelida; Polychaeta; Sabellida; Oweniidae
Source: the annotation of a GenBank genome assembly